This is a messenger RNA of Aedes albopictus (Asian tiger mosquito), 1222 nucleotides long. It is a transcript of the gene mbf1, whose product is annotated as endothelial differentiation-related factor 1 homolog. Gene Ontology annotation, cellular component: nucleus. Gene Ontology annotation, molecular function: DNA binding. The record is from RefSeq and is a predicted model, not a curated record. Lineage: Eukaryota; Metazoa; Arthropoda; Insecta; Diptera; Culicidae. Bases 255 to 698 code for a protein of 147 amino acids. The transcript is spliced from 3 exons.
UCGUCCAACAAGCAAAAGUCCCGCAGUUUUUCCCUGACUUCUAGAAAAGUCCAAUCUUUUUGUGUCUUGCAGCGUACUGGUGCAUAAAAUUGUUUCUUCCAAGUGAAAAAUUGUGUUUAAAUUCAAUUUGCCUGCCUAGCUAGCUAGUCACUUGCUCGACCGUGAUUAUUAUUGGUACCAUAUCCGGAGGAACUCCGUGCAUUUAUAGUUUGCGGGCUUCAAUUUUAUUAGCGUAGAAAGGAAGGUGCAUCAAGAUGUCCGAAAGCGACUGGGAUACUGUGACCGUGUUGCGUAAAAAAGCCCCAAAGGCUUCAUCUCUCAAGACUGAAUCGGCUGUGAACCAGGCUCGCCGUCAGGGUCUUGCCGUGGAAACCAGCCAGAAAUUUAAUGCGGGCACAAACAAGCAGCACACCGCACCGAAAAACACCGCCAAGCUGGACCGGGAGCACGAAGAGCUGAAGCAUAAACAAGUCUCGCACAGCGUCUCCAAGCUGAUCAUGCAGGGUCGUCAGGCCAAGGGACUCAGUCAGAAGGAUCUGGCCACGAAAAUCUGCGAAAAACCUCAAAUUGUCAACGACUACGAAGCGGGUCGCGGCAUUCCCAACAACUUGAUCCUGGGCAAGAUCGAACGGGUGAUUGGAAUAAAACUUCGUGGCAAGGACAUCGGUACCCCGGUAGCGCCUCCCGGUAAGAAGUGAACAUCGUCGGGAGGCAAAAGCAAUUGAACACACAAACACCCUUGCAUACGGAAGAAUAAAAUGUAGAGAGCAAAACACACACACUGCGCGCGUAUGACAAGAGAGAAUCAUGCUACUGCAUAACUAACUAACUGGCUGGCAAUUGCUGCUAAAACAUCAUUUUGAGGUGGAUUCUUGUAUGUAACAACUGACACCCAAGCGAGAAGGAAAAUGUUAUUUCAUUGCUUCGAGAGCAGCGAAGAGCGCAAGUGAAACACUAUAUUUAACAGCAGUUUGCACAUACUUUUUCCCUGAAAAAUAAGAUAUGUAGUAGUUCAGAAAAAUAUCAACAAAAACCAGAUUUACACCCUUGCGUUCAAAGUCAAUGUUGUGGGAAAAACAUAUUUAGUGUUAGUGCAUUUUCCUCGUUCAGCUAAGAAUGGGGUGGUUUGAAUAAUUCGUUACUGUCACUGAUCAUAUUUAGAUGAUGAUUGUACUUUAUGCGAUAUAGUGCUAAAUAAAAAUCACAUUAUUCGUCAAUCUUA